AAUAAGUGACUUACAAGCAAGUGAAGGCUUGUACACGUCCGUCUAUUGUUAAACUUUAUAUUUAAUUUAACGUGUCGGUGUUUUAGCGGGGUAGGAACGUGAUGUUUUGGUCUCUCUCCUCUUCAGCCGCUACGUUACAUUGUACUACAGAGCAGUGAUGCGUUGUCAUUUUAGUUGCUGUUUGUGAGAUAAUUGUACAGAAAUAAAGAGCAUACUGCUUUAAUGUGUUGUUCCAGAACUAGCCUAAUCACGCCGUAUUUGGCAGUGACUCUGUAUAUUAGAGGAAGUUACUGAAUGCAAAGGUCUUUAAUUCCCUUUGGCACGUUUUAAUAAUUUUAGGAUGCCGAUUUAUUUGGAAGAAGUCAUCUGUUGAUAAGGAACCCUAAUUUCGGGUCAGUCAUGUGUGCGAACAAGCCAGCAAGGCAUUACAAUUCAAAUAGUGGAUUAUUGGAAUGAAGUUUGGCUCCAGAUGAUUUAUCGUGUGUUCCAUUUCAUGCUAAAGUGCUGCUUUUAUUAAGUCACUCACUGUGGAUGAAAGUCACUGCUCACCUCUGAAAUCCCGUGCACGUGCAUCUCGUGACAACAUCAAAUACUUGCUAUUUACCAUCCACACCGACUCCUGGUUUGGACAUCUGGCUUUCCGUAGCACCUCGUCUCUGCUUUUAUUACCGUGUUCUCUUCAUGUGGCUGAUGUAGUGGAACUUGUUGUUUAAUUAGUUCUUUACGUCUUUUAAACUAUUUAAUUGUUUAAAACAAUUAUUUUAAAAAUGGUCUAAAUGUGUCUAAAGCUUCGUCACACAUCCACUGAUUGGAGAAUAGAAAAACGUCACAGCUCGUGACAAACAAAAUAAACACUGUGCUGUUAUUUGUGUUGUUAUUUAUAAACGGACGUGAGGAGAUGCCAGCAUCCUCAGAAAGGUUUGGCCUGCUUUAAAAUGACAAACUGGCAUUUAGGGUUGACCCCGCCUUCCAAGUGAGUCCAACUGGUGAUCAAAGGCUGAUCCUAUGCUUAUGAAGCCCUGGUUGUAGCAAAUUAGUCUGCAACGAGGUUUUCUUGCAUCAAAGGUCUUGUUAGGUUUGCAGCAGGUUCGAUGCUCCAGCUAAGGGCGUCUGAAGAAGACAGCAGUUGUGAAGUCUCCCAGGUCAGGCAGGUGGUGCUACUAAACAAUGACACAGUCCUUGACACGAUGCUCUGCCAGGAGAUGUACAAGAAAGUCAUCAACUGCAGGGGAGGUUGGGGCAUCGCGGGCACCCCUCUACAUGCGGCCGUGUCUAAAGGCCACCUCAGCUGCCUCCACGUCCUGCUAGCCCACGGUGCGCUAGUAGACUGUGUGGAUGUGAAGGCCCAGACUCCUCUCUUCGCAGCGGUUAGGGGCAAAUAUCUGGACUGUGUUUUAGCUCUCCUCAGAGCCGGGGCCAACCCCAACGGGAACUCCUCCAACAAUGGCUCCCCGGUCCUCACAGCAGCGCGGGAGGGUGACGUGGAGAUCCUGAAGCAGCUGCUGAUCCACGGUGCUGAGGUGAACUCCCGCUCUAAGGUCCUACUCUGGACUUCCAGCGCCAGGGUAACCAGCGGGCCGCUGUACUUGGCCGCUGUUUACGGACACAUGGAGUGCUUCAGGCUGCUGCUCCUCUACGGGGCCGACCCGGACUACAACUGCGCAGACGCCAAGCUGCUGAGCUCCAUCAAGCAGCCUAAAACGGUGCUGGAGAUGUGCCUGAGACACGGCUGCGGCGUGGAGUACAUCCAGCUGCUGAUCGACUUUGGAGCGAAUGUCUACCUCCCCACGCUGAUCAUCGAGAAGUCCACCAAGCAGAACGAAGCUGUGGAGCUGCUUCUGAGGGAGAGAGGAAAUCCCAAAGCCUUGACCUCCCAGUGCCGACUCGCUGUGCGACGAUACCUCAAAAAGAUUGACAAGAUCCAUUGCAUCGACCAGCUGGAAAUGCCCACAAGUCUCAGCAACUUCCUGCAACAUAAACCCUUCCCAGCCCCGCUCUGUGAAGAAGGAGCUUUAUUUUAGGUCCGUCUGCGUUGGAAAUUUGUCUUAACAUGUCUUUAGUCCCUCUUCUGUUCACUUGUUAUAUUAAACAUGUACGUUUGUUGUUUCA
Molecule: messenger RNA, 2109 nt
Organism: Nothobranchius furzeri (turquoise killifish)
Lineage: Eukaryota; Metazoa; Chordata; Actinopteri; Cyprinodontiformes; Nothobranchiidae
Gene: asb12a
Product: ankyrin repeat and SOCS box-containing 12a
Biological process (GO): intracellular signal transduction; positive regulation of transcription by RNA polymerase II
Cellular component (GO): nucleus
Molecular function (GO): protein binding; transcription cis-regulatory region binding
Source: RefSeq, a predicted model, not a curated record